Messenger RNA from Daldinia childiae, 1791 nucleotides. RefSeq names its product Protein LCHN. The coding region runs from base 1 to 1791 and encodes 596 amino acids. The transcript has 2 exons. Lineage: Eukaryota; Fungi; Ascomycota; Sordariomycetes; Xylariales; Hypoxylaceae. The record is from RefSeq and is a predicted model, not a curated record. Gene Ontology annotation, cellular component: lipid droplet.
AUGGCGGCAUCCCGCCGCGGCCAGCCUGAGCUGCAGGUCCGCCUUCCCUCGACCCAGAACGUUGCGACCCCCGAAUUACCUCCCAUAUCCGCCCUAUUUCUAAUCGACUUCGACGUCAAGGCUGGGUAUACCAUCUCGUGGAAGGAUUCUAUACCUGGAGUAGAGCUCGAGGGUGUCGUCGAGUACAAGUCCCUACCUUCGGGACUACAUACCGUUUCGGAGGACCUGAUCUACUUCGUGCAUGAUGGAUAUGCGGGGUUGAGUGCGUUCGUCAAUGCGCCUGUUGAGGAUAGCGAAGUGCGUAAUGCGAGGAUGCUGGCGGUGGGCGUGCUGGUGCCGCUGAGUUAUGGUCGGUUGGGAAGAGCUUGGAGACAUGCUGAGGGCUUAAAGACAAUGGCAUCGACAUUUGCUACAAGUAGCAAGGAUAUCAGUAUAUUGGAGGAAUACUGGCAGAAGCAUCAGGCCAAGGAAGAAUCAGUUGCGCCGGUCGAAUCUGUCGAGUCACCAUCUAUUUCCUUUCAACCCCCGCCGAAGCAACCUCAGAGCCACGUUAGGAAUCGUUCGGCCUCUGAUGGGGCAGCUUUACUACCGCCUGGUCAUAGACUCUCCGCAUACCAUCCCGCCUGGAGCUUGACAAAGCUCUUAGACACAUUUGGGCCUCUUAUAUUUCCAAUAUACCGUGCUGCGUUACUGCGCAAGCGCAUUCUAAUAUCAUGCCAUGCACCCGUUCAAGAAGCUUGCAAUUUCGUCUACGACAUAUCUAUCCUAUCCAACAUCCCACAACCAAUAUUCGACCUCUUAUCCCCUAGCUCGCCUCCCCACCGCUUACGACCCCUCUUCUCCAUUGGCGUCCACGAUAUCCCUUUCCUCGUUGAGGAUUCUAAACCUAGACGCAAUAGUGACGAGUCCCCAGACGGCGAUCAUGAGGCUGGAACGGGUUGGGUAGCUUGUACGACCGACAGUAUCCUCGCCAUGAAAGAUACGCUCUGGGACGUCCUCAUCACCUUACCAGCUCCGCACUCCACGAAAGCAGUACGACGCAUCUGGCCUAAGAUCGAAGGGCCGGGCGGUAUUCCCAUCCGCGCCUCGCAGCGGGACCUGCGACGCUUCCGCUCUCUCGAGGCCGGACUGGCCCGGCUAUCCUCACAACUUAGUCCUGGCGCGUCGCCCACCACGCCUCGAGACCCUGCUGCAACUAAUGACCCGUUUUUUGAUGACGCAGAGGAGAAGGAGGUUGUCGAGCCCCUCAGCUGGACUGCCCUUGCCUACAAUGGCUUCAUGUGGUGGGCCUCGGCCGGCGAGCAAGCCCUCACAGAAAGAGCCGAGGAAUCAGCCCGCGACGCCGAGCUCCUCGCCGACAUGGUUGGCUCACCAUCUUCCCCUUCCGCAGUCCGAAUGGAGGCUCCCCUACUAUCCGCAUCAGUCGCCUCACUACCGCCUGCCGACCCCAGCGAGGCGCGCACAGAACUCGCCCUUAUCGCGUAUUUCCACCGGCUUACGAUGCAGGUCCUCGGUACGCUAGCGGACGUUGUCGAGAGCGAUGAAGACGACGGGGAAGACGGUUCUAGGGACGAGGACGAUGACGAUGGUACUGCCGCGUUAAUCGACGACGACGACGGCGCGGAGGGCCGGGGCGUGCGCGUAAGCAGCGAAGAUGUCGCGCGUAUGGGCCUCGAUGUGUGGAGCGCUGCGGAUUCGGCGUUUGUGACGGCGGCUGUGGCGGCGUAUUUUGGUCGUAGGGCCUAUGUUGAGGGGAAGGGGGUUGAAGUUUGUGGUGUUAGAGUUUGUUAG